ACUCUGGAAGGAGAAAGGGGUUCCGGAUUAGUCAAGUUGGUAAUUACAAGAAAUAACUAGACACCGACAUUGAAGUACUCUACUCUUUAACGAGUUUAGCGUUUUAAGCUCAAAGAAAAAAUCAAUGCAUUUUUGCUAUUAUCUAAAUAACGUAAAUAUUUGAAACAUAUUUCGGAAACUGUUCAUAUGCAUGAGGUAUUCCACAAAAAAGCCAUAAAGAAUAUAUUCUUCCUGUCAUAAGCUGCAAACAGUAUCAUCCGAAGGCGAUUCCCGAUUCCCAGUAGAGAGUGCAAACAAAGAGCGUUGCCUGGUUGCCUGGGAAUGGGAAUGGGAACCGCACAAAAGCACAUUUGCGUCUAAUUAGUUUCGGUGGCAAAUGAGUGAGCCGGAGUGAGCCGAGUGGCUAGGAAUGGGAUGUGGAGGUGCGGAGGUGCGGAGGAGCGGAGGAGAAGAAGGAUUGGCGAGUGGGAGCCCAAGAUGAGUGGGUCGGGGUACCGCCGUUUGUUCGGCUGAAAAUCGCUACCAUUUGCUUCUCAGAACUGCGGAUGUGGGUGCCCCGAUUGUGACUGGGAAAACACAAUUUGAAUGCCCGGAACGUGCGGAAAUGCACUUUGAGCGAUGACGCAAAGAUUUCCCCUUGGCGCAUAGAACACUACUUAAGGAUAGGUGCACAUUGGUCCAUUCUAUUCUUGAGCUUUCCCAGAUUGGAUCUAAAAAUGAUUUAGGUUCAGCAGAAAAAACAAUGUUUGUCUAAGCUAUUUUCACAAGACCAUUAAUAAAGCAAUUAUCUAUUCCUGCGAAAAAGACAAUGUGGCCACAAUCAUCAAUUAUUUAAAGUAUGCAAAACAUUUUCAUUUGUAGACACACCCCAUAAGACACUCUGCAAUUAGGCAGCCAAAUAAAGGAGGUUCUUACAUUUUAAUUCAUUCGCUAAUACCUUGAUUGUAUGUUUCGUGAAUAACUAACUAGUUAUUGGACAACUAAACAACUCGUAUAAAUGCAAACUGUGAAGGUCCUGCCUUCAGUCUUUAGGUGACAAAGUUCAAGUGAAAUCCAAGCCUCAAAAUAAACAUUAAAAUAUGAUUUUCAAGUACAUCCAAGAGCCAGUCCUCGGAGCUUUGCUUCGCUCCCGAGACUCGCUGAUCUACUUAAACAGAUCCAUAGAUCAAAUGGGAUGGAGGCUGCCGCCACGAACGAAGCCAUAUUGGUGGCUUUACUACAUUUGGACAGUGGUGGUCAUAGUACUCGUCUUCAUCUUCAUACCCUACGGACUCAUAAUGACUGGAAUAAAGGAGUUUAAGAACUUUACGACCACCGAUCUGUUUACGUAUGUUCAGGUGCCCGUCAACACCAAUGCCUCCAUCAUGAAGGGCAUCAUUGUGUUGUUCAUGCGGAGGCGAUUCUCAACGGCCCAAAAGAUGAUGGACGCAAUGGACAUCCGAUGCACCAAGAUGGAGGAGAAGGUCCAGGUGCACCGAGCAGCGGCCCUAUGCAACCGUGUUGUGGUGAUCUACCAUUGCAUAUACUUCGGCUACCUAUCCAUGGCCCUAAUGGGAGCUCUGGUGAUCGGAAAGACUCCAUUCUGUUUGUAUAAUCCACUGGUUAACCCCGUCGAGCAUUUCUAUUUGGCCACUGCAAUUGAGUCGAUCACCAUGGUCGGCAUUAUUCUGGCCAACCUCAUUUUGGACGUGUAUCCGAUCAUAUAUGUGGUCAUAUUGCGGAUCCACAUGGAGCUCCUCAGUGAGAGAAUCAAGAAACUGCGCACUGAUGUGGAAAAGGGAGACGACCAACAUUAUGCGGAGCUGGUGGACUGUGUGAAGGAUCACAAGCUAAUUGUCGAGUAUGGAAACACUCUGCGUCCCAUGAUAUCAGCCACGAUGUUCAUCCAGCUGCUAUCCGUUGGCCUUCUUUUGGGCCUGGCAGCGGUUUCCAUGCAGUUCUACAACACCGUCAUGGAGCGUUUCGUCUCCGGGGUCUACACCAUAGCCAUACUUUCCCAGACCUUUCCCUUCUGCUAUGUCUGUGAGCAACUGAGCAGCGAUUGCGAAUCCCUGACCAACACUCUGUUCCAUUCCAAGUGGAUUGGGGCUGAGCGGCGGUACAGAACCACGAUGUUGUACUUCAUUCACAAUGUGCAGCAGUCGAUUUUGUUCACUGCUGGCGGAAUUUUUCCCAUAUGUCUGAACACCAAUAUAAAGAUGGCCAAGUUCGCUUUCUCAGUGGUGACCAUUGUAAAUGAGAUGGACUUGGCCGAGAAAUUGAGAAGGGAGUAAUUCGGCUUAUUCUCACAAAUUUAAUCAGAUCAAUUUUAGAGAGUAGUUGUGCACAACACAAAGUAAACAAGCAAUAAAUGUAGAUUGUAGAUCAAACUGAAAAAUUAAAAAAAAAACUGUUUGCACCUUCACAUAACAUAACUUCUCUGGCAAACAAAACAGAACUCCAAUUUUACUAUUAUAGCUUGCCAUUAUACGGUGGUAAAUGGGGAGCCCUCUUAUCUGGAGACUCCUCCUCCUCGUGGCACCUGCCGCUGGAGCUCUCUGCGCGUCUGAAACUGCCGUCCGGUCCAUUACAGUUAUGGGCAGUUGAAGGCACUGCUGCACAUCUGCGCCGUCUUCUAAUUUCGAAUCGUGUUCCACAACAGCAACUCCAAGUGCAACACGUACUGGAGAGUGCAGCGCCAUAAAAAGCCACAAUAGAGCUCCCGAGUUACUCGUGGCGGCGAUCGCAAGAAAUCAGGAAGGAACCGGACAAAGGAGCGAUAAUGAACCGGGAGACGGAGUAUAUCGACCUCGAUGGUGCUCCAUUCCAUUCCAUUCCAUUCAGGAGGGCAUUUCGCGACUUACAAGCUCGUUUUCCCGCUGCUCGCAUAUCGCAUUACCAUCCCACUUGUUGCCCGACAUCGUCCCCCAAUCAUUAUAUCCCAAUCCCCCACUUCACCACUUACCCACUCCGCCAAGCCCAACGAUCUGCGGCUAAUGAUCCCCAACAGUGUCGAAUUUCGUGUACAUAGUUUAUGGUUAUGGAUUUGCGCACUUGUCAAUUGCAGUUCGAUCAUAGCUAGUACUCGCACUCGGUCUCGUUUUGGAGUCCCAGACAAAGCGAACGUGCAGCUGCAUAAAUAUGGAGAACUGUUCGAAAUAGACGGAAUCUCCCCUCAUUAAAGGUGGUUGUAAUAGAUGGGAUCCGACUUGAGAUCGACUGGGGAAUACUGUUAGUUGCUGCAUAAAAAAAGGUCACGAAUGCUGAUUAUACCAAGUUAAACGAUUUGUAAACUUAUUUUAAAGGUAAUCUCAAAACUGAACUUUAAAUUUCAACUUAUUUUUUGACUUGAAAA
Drosophila yakuba is the source of this 3334-nucleotide messenger RNA. It is a transcript of the gene Or85a, whose product is annotated as odorant receptor 85a. Bases 1080 to 2273 code for a protein of 397 amino acids. Gene Ontology annotation, molecular function: odorant binding; olfactory receptor activity. The record is from RefSeq and is a predicted model, not a curated record. Gene Ontology annotation, biological process: sensory perception of smell; detection of chemical stimulus involved in sensory perception of smell. Gene Ontology annotation, cellular component: plasma membrane. The transcript has 3 exons. NCBI's taxonomy places the organism in Eukaryota, Metazoa, Arthropoda, Insecta, Diptera, Drosophilidae.